UGCUGCCCAGGUGCAGGUAUCCAGUGAGUAGGUCAAUGCAUGUAGCUGCUGCCGAGUCUCUCGCCGGCUCCCUGCUCUCCCACAGGAACCGAUAUCUGAGAUGCUUCCAUUAACUGGGAAAACAAUAAUAUUUGAUAAUUUUCCUGAUCCUUCAGAAACAUGGGAAAUAAUUGAGACUAUUGGCAAAGGAACAUAUGGCAAAGUUUUUAAGGUGUUGAACAAAAAAAAUGGCAGCAAAGCAGCAGUCAAAAUCUUGGACCCAGUUCACGAUAUUGAUGAAGAAAUUGAAGCCGAGUACAACAUUUUGAAAGCUCUCUCUGAUCAUCCCAACGUAGUCAAGUUCUAUGGAAUGUACUACAAGAAAGAUGUGAAGAAUGGAGACCAACUUUGGCUGGUUCUUGAGCUAUGCAAUGGAGGAUCUGUGACUGAUCUGGUGAAAGGAUUUUUGAAGAGAGGUGAAAGGAUGGAUGAACUUGUAAUUGCUUAUAUUUUACAUGAAGCUCUUAUGGGGCUUCAGCAUUUGCAUGAAAACAAAACCAUCCACCGUGAUGUAAAAGGAAAUAAUAUCCUAUUGACCAGUGAAGGAGGAGUUAAACUUGUGGAUUUUGGUGUGUCUGCUCAGCUGACCAGCACUCAUCUCCGUCGGAACACGUCUGUGGGCACCCCUUUUUGGAUGGCUCCAGAGGUCAUUGCAUGUGAGCAGCAGCUAGACAGCUCCUAUGAUGCCAGAUGCGAUGCAUGGUCGCUGGGUAUCACUGCCAUAGAGCUGGGAGAUGGAGAUCCACCUCUUGCUGACUUGCAUCCUAUGAGAGCUCUUUUCAAAAUACCAAGAAAUCCACCUCCAACAUUACGCCAACCGGAGCUGUGGUCAUCGCAGUUCAACGACUUUAUUAACAAGUGCUUGACUAAAGAUUACGAGAAGCGCCCGACAAUAUCUGAUCUUUUGCAGCAUAACUUCAUUAAGCAAAUCGAGUGCAAGGAGAAAGCAUUACAGAAGCAGCUUAUGGAAUUUAUUGAUGUUCAUCAACAAAUGGGAGUCGUUGAAAAGGCAAGGCUGCUGCCAGGACACAGCUACUAUAGAUUUGAGCGAAUUCAUACUAAGAAAGGGGACUACGGUAAGUCUCUAGCCUCAGACCAGGAGGACGUAGAUGAUUUAGCAACCUUGGAGGUACUGGAUGAGAAUUCAGUAACGGAGCAGUUGCAGAAGAGCUAUGCCAGGGAUCAGAUCUACACAUAUGUAGGAGACAUUCUCAUCGCUGUCAAUCCAUUUAGGAACUUAGACCUUUAUUCUGCACAGGUGUGA
Molecule: messenger RNA, 1303 nt
Organism: Chelonoidis abingdonii (Abingdon island giant tortoise)
Lineage: Eukaryota; Metazoa; Chordata; Testudines; Testudinidae
Source: RefSeq, a predicted model, not a curated record